This is a messenger RNA of Cyphomyrmex costatus, 1939 nucleotides long. It is a transcript of the gene Ufsp2, whose product is annotated as UFM1 specific peptidase 2. Gene Ontology annotation, molecular function: deUFMylase activity. Gene Ontology annotation, biological process: proteolysis. Lineage: Eukaryota; Metazoa; Arthropoda; Insecta; Hymenoptera; Formicidae. The record is from RefSeq and is a predicted model, not a curated record. The coding region runs from base 128 to 1867 and encodes 579 amino acids. The transcript has 10 exons. Gene Ontology annotation, cellular component: endoplasmic reticulum; nucleus.
UCCAAUUCAGGUGGUUAGUGUUCGAAAAUUUAAUUCAAUUGUGAUUCCUGUUAUCAACAUAUGGUGACUGUUUUCGUUGCACGAAGCAUUUUUGGUCGCAUAAAGUCUUUUACUUCAACACAACACGAUGGCACCGCAAUUGCAGAUUUUGUCUAACAUUCUGCAGCGAUUUAAAACCCUGGGACCGGCAUUGUCUGGCUAUCUUUAUGGUAUUAUGUACAAUGAUACUCUCAUAGUUCUAACAUUCAGUUUAAAUAUGGAUAAUUGUGAUGAUAACGACCUAUUAAAUUAUACAGUACUGCAGUUGAAUCUACCUGCAGAUAUAUAUUUCUGUGGCAUAUUACAGAUUAGUAUAGAAUUAGUAGAACAUAAUGAAAUAAAUCUUGAUGUUUUCAAGGACAUUGAUAUUACAGAUAAUCCAUUACUUUUGAAAUAUUCACAUAAGACAAGUGAUAUACAAGCGUAUUUUUAUGUCCAUCAAAAACUAGAAGCUAUAAAUAAUCUCAGUAUUAUUAGCGAAGAUGAUCUUUCUCGACAAUUUGCAUAUAUUAGAUUACAAGCAAGUCUACCAUUGAUUGUUCAGGAUGAAAAUGUAUCAGAAGCUUUGGAAGAGUUACGAAAAAAUAUAGCAUCUGGAAAAAUAGGAAUACAUUUUCCUUUGAACAAUACAUAUCUCUUCAGAAGUGAUGACAACAUAAAAGACAUAGUAUUAAAAGAUAUUUUAUCUGUAUCCAAAAACCAAGAGAAACUUUCAACUGGAUCAAAUGAUGUAAAUUGUAAUACUGGGCCUGUGAAAGUUAUACAUGCAAACAUGUUACUGAAGAUGUCAAGUGAAAGAAAUUUUGAAGAAUCUGUCAGAUAUGCUCCUAUUUUGCAACACAUUAAAAAAUCCUUCAAUAGUUCAAGAUGCACUUUACACAUCGAUGCAUUAUCAUUGGUAAAUUUAAAUGUAAACUCAGCUGAAUUGCACGCAAUUUUAGUGGAAUCCGCUUGCCGAAUUAUCAGAUUAACUGAAAUGCAACAAAAAAAUCAGUCUGAAGAUACCCAAUUAGCUGAAAUUAUGCAUUUCAGACCUCAGAAUUGUGGACAUUUAUUUACAGUAGUAUAUCCUGGCAAUUAUGAUGAUAAUACUACAAUGAAAUAUCGUCACCUUUUACACAGGACUUUAGCACUAAGCAUGGAUAGACCUCAAUUUCGACGAGGAAAUGCUGUCAAAUUAGACACACAGACAAACGAGAUACUUAUAAAUCCUCAUCAGGUUCUUUUAAAUAAAGGUGUUACAGGAAAAUUGAGUAUUGUGGAGGGUUUAUAUUCGUAUCAUCAUUAUAUGCAAGAUAAUUGUGAUGAUAUUGGAUGGGGAUGUGCUUAUAGAUCUCUCCAAACCAUUAUUUCAUGGUACAGAUUACAGGGUUAUACUGAAAUACCAGUACCAUCUCAUCGUACAAUACAACAAUGUUUAGUUGAUAUAGGCGAUAAAUCAUUUAACUUUAUUGGUAGUAAACAAUGGAUCGGUUCAACUGAAGUAAGUUUUAUACUGCAGACUGUCUUUCAAAUACAAGUCAGGAUACUUCAUGCAACAAGUGGAGAAGAGAUGUUAACUUUAAUUCCACAACUUGCAGAUCAUUUUGAUACACAGGGUACACCUGUCAUGAUUGGUGGAGGAGUAUUAGCUCAUACAAUUCUAGGAGUUAGUUAUGAUGAACAUUCUGAAGAAGGAAAAUUCCUAAUUUUAGAUCCACAUUACACAGGUGGAGAACAUUUGCCUACCAUAGUAAAUAAAGGUUGGUGUGGCUGGAAAACGAAAAAUUUUUGGAAAAAGAAUACAUUUUACAAUAUGUGCCUUCCACAAAGACCUCUAACCUUCUAAUAUUAAAUACACUGCAUUACGUACAGAAUUUAAUUUCCUAAAUAUAAUCAAAAUAAAAUUCUCUAUUGUAUA